CCGUUUCUUUGUACCUCAGUCUUCACGGCCCGGCCAACGCUGUUGCAUUAGCUUGUUGAACUAGGCUUGUGUAUCUACGACAUCCAGUCGCUCCACGUCGCCGGCCCAAUCAGCCGCCACAUCCCUAGUAAUCCACCGCAACCUCCUUGCCAGAGCCCCGCCGCCAUCAUGUCCGACGUAGAGGCUGAGCAGAAGCGCGAAGAGGAUGAGCGUCUUGAUACUGCAGAAGACCCGAAUGAGGAGGAAGAAAUCUCGGCCAUGAGGCGCCGCGUGCAAGAGAUGGAGGAAGAGGCCCAGAAGCUGCGUCAGAUGCAGCAAGCCAUCGACAACGAGCGACACGAGAUGCGCGAGAGCAAAGAAGACGUCGACGCGCGAAGCGUCUUUGUCGGCAAUGUAGACUACGGGGCGAGCCCCGAGGAGAUCCAGGCGCAUUUCCAGAGCAUCGGCAGCAUCAAUCGCGUCACCAUAUUGCUCGACAAGUUCACCGGACAUCCCAAAGGGUAUGCUUAUGUGGAGUUUACCGAACCACACUUGGUCAAUGAGGCCCUUGUGCUCGACAACAGCCAAUUCCGGAAUCGCAACUUGAAGGUUGUACCCAAGCGAACAAACCUCCCGGGCAUGACACGAGGCGGCCGUGGCGGCCGAGGUGGUCCGCGAGGUGGAUACGGCGGCCGCGGCUCACCGUACGGACGUGGUGGGUACAACGGCUACGCCCCUCGCGGCGGUGGCUACCGAGGUGGAUAUCGUGGAGGCCGAGGAGGUUCCGCAUACCGCCCUUACUAGGUGUAGGGUCUGGUGGUACAAAACAUGGAUCUGUUUUCGAUUUCGAUUGUUUUGCUUAAGGGAGGAUUGGUACAAGGGCACAUGAAAUUGGACUGGAGUCGCGGUGAAGCUUUGCAACAGCGGGGAGCUUUGUACUAUACCACAAAAUGUCCGUUGGGUGGACGUGGCAUCCGAGCUGCUAUAUUCCCUACCACCCGGGCCUCUGAUUUAUGUUUUUUUUCUCAAAGGAUCAAGCUAUUUUAAUUCAUCUUACGUUGAC
Exserohilum turcica Et28A is the source of this 1042-nucleotide messenger RNA. RefSeq lists its product as uncharacterized. The transcript has 5 exons. Gene Ontology annotation, molecular function: RNA binding. The coding region runs from base 169 to 783 and encodes 204 amino acids. Lineage: Eukaryota; Fungi; Ascomycota; Dothideomycetes; Pleosporales; Pleosporaceae. The record is from RefSeq and is a predicted model, not a curated record.